This is a messenger RNA of Salvia splendens (bonfire salvia), 1438 nucleotides long. It is a transcript of the gene SWC2, whose product is annotated as DNA binding protein SWC2. Lineage: Eukaryota; Viridiplantae; Streptophyta; Magnoliopsida; Lamiales; Lamiaceae. Gene Ontology annotation, cellular component: nucleus. Bases 105 to 1190 code for a protein of 361 amino acids. The transcript is spliced from 12 exons. The record is from RefSeq and is a predicted model, not a curated record.
UUUAUCAUUUUUAUUAUUCCCCAAAUUUGUUUCCGUCAGUCCCGCGAAAAAAGAACAAACCAGGUACACUGCGGAGCCUUCUUAAAUUAGGCGGAGCGGAAUUCAUGGACGCCGGAAAAGCAGAGGCGCAGCAACAUGUGUUUCUCAAUCGCGCCAGUCGAGCCAGCAGGGGCAAACGGAUGACACAGCUGCUUGAUGAUGAGGUUGAGGAAGAUGAGCUCUUCUGGAAUCAAGAUGCUCUCAAAGAGGACGAGGUUGAUGAAGAGUAUGCGGAAGAAGGAGAAGUUGCUGAUGUUUUUGACAGUGACUUCGAUGAAGAUGAGCCUGAGGCAGAUGAUGAAGGAGAAAAUGAACCUGAUGAGAGGACAAGGAAAAAAAAGAAACUAACAUACCCUGGAAAUCCAUCGACAAAGAAGAAGAAAAAGAAGAAAGACAACACACCUUCUAAGGUAGAAAGUGCUCCGAAUGAUGAGAAUAAUCUAGAGGAAUCAACUCCUUCAGAACAUCAUGAUGCCCCUGAUGAAGCUGAGGUUGAAAAAUCAGUCAGAAAAUCAACUAGAACUUCUGUAAUCAUCAGGCAAGCCGAAAGGGAUGCAAUUCGUGCAGCUUUGCAAGCUACGAUGAAGCCUAUUAAAAGAAAAAGUGCCGGGGAGGAGAAGAAAAUUACACAAGAAGAGAUGCUUCUGGAAGCAGCUCAAACAGAAAUUAUGAACGUGAGAAACCUGGAAAAGGUGUUAGCAAGAGAAGAAGAAGUUAAAAAAAGAGCUAUUGUGCACAAAGCAGUUUACAGUGGUCCGCAGAUACGAUUUCUUUCUAAAAAUGGCCUUUCAUAUCUAACCUUCAUGAAUGGAUCAUCGUUUGAUUCAGGGGUCUCAACCAAAUCCACUCCAUAUUCAGAGAAGGCAGUUUGUGCGGUUACAGGGGUUCCAGCAAUUUAUCGUGAUCCAAAGACUGGUUUACCUUAUGCAACAAAAGAAGCAUUCAAGAUCAUUCGUGAAAGGUUUGCUCAAGAGAGUAGCUGCAAGAAGAAGGAUAGCACUAUGGGGAUCUUGUCUGAUGCUACUUACGAACCUGGAUUCACUCAAAAGAGAAAGAGAUCGGUGAUUCCACAGGACAGUGAGACAUCCUACUUUCGGCAGUUUGCUCGUUUCCGCAGGAUUCCUGCUGUUGAAAUAGAAGACUCAGAUUAGGAGCCUUACUCCUUCCUUGCAUUUUUUUUUUCUGAGAAGGGAUAUCACGUACUUGUAUCUUGUCUUGAAUGUAAAUAGAUUGUGAGAGGCUCUUGUGGGAAAUGGUAGAAGUAAUGCUUAUGGGGAAAGCAAAAUAACUCUUCGUACUAAUGCGAUUUGCAUGGAUAUUUCUUGUGUUUCACUUGGACUUGUAUUAGUUUGCCAAAUUAUGAAUUGAUGUACAAAACUUUAACUUUUUCACCAUUAAA